Centropristis striata (black sea bass) is the source of this 1785-nucleotide messenger RNA. It is a transcript of the gene slc25a19, whose product is annotated as solute carrier family 25 member 19. The record is from RefSeq and is a predicted model, not a curated record. The coding region runs from base 220 to 1194 and encodes 324 amino acids. Gene Ontology annotation, molecular function: thiamine transmembrane transporter activity. The transcript has 7 exons. Gene Ontology annotation, cellular component: mitochondrial inner membrane. Gene Ontology annotation, biological process: thiamine pyrophosphate transmembrane transport. Lineage: Eukaryota; Metazoa; Chordata; Actinopteri; Perciformes; Serranidae.
AGGCAGUGAAUCAUCUUGUCGCAAUUUCUCUGCUAUCAAGGUGGAGUCAUCUUUGUCUGACCCGGAAGUAAUGCUAGCAGUUAUAGCGUGCAGUACAAGCUGUUCCUUGUCCUAGUAAUGCUGGACAGUUACAUGUCAGGGUUUAGUACAGCAGCUGGAGUUGUAUUAAUGAAGGACAUUUAAUAUAAUUAAGUUUCAGGAGUCCGAGGCUGUGGAGACAUGGUGGGCUACGACCCCGGGGCUCAGGGUGCAGCGCUCUCCCCAGAGGAGGCGGCCCUGGCCGGGUCAGCUGCUGGGAUGGUCACCCGAGCCCUCAUCAGCCCCUUAGACGUGCUUAAAAUCAGAUUCCAGCUGCAGAUUGAGCGUGUGUCCUCACUGAGUCCUGAGGGGAAGUAUCAGGGAUUAUUUCAGGCCUCUCGCUGCAUUUAUUCAGAGGAGGGACCCUCUGCUUUCUGGAAGGGCCACGUCCCCGCUCAGCUGCUCUCCAUCUGCUUCGGAGCCGUCCAGUUUGCCACUUUUGAGUUUCUGACGGAGGCGGUCCACAAGUCGACGCUGUACGACAGCCAGACUUCAGGAGUUCACUUCCUGUGUGGAGGUUUGUCCGCCUGCUCCGCUACAGUGGUCUGCCAGCCUCUGGACACGCUGCGGACACGCUUCGCAGCUCAGGGGGAAACCAAGGUGUACAGGAACCUGCGCCACGCUGUCUCCACCAUGUGCCGCUCAGAGGGAGUGCUGACGUUCUACCGCGGUCUGUGUCCGACUCUGGUGGCGGUGUUCCCGUACGCUGGGCUGCAGUUCUUCUUCUACAAUGUUUUUAAAAAGCUGCUGGGUCCACCACCCAAAGCUGCAAACUCAGGAGGGAACCUGAAAAGUUUGAUCUGUGGCAGUGGAGCCGGAAUGAUCAGCAAAACACUCACGUACCCCUUCGACCUCUUCAAGAAGAGGCUGCAGGUGGGGGGCUUCGAGGCAGCCAGGGUCCACUUUGGACAGGUGAGGAGUUAUCGAGGCCUGAUGGACUGCAUGGUUCAAAUCGCCAAAGAGGAGGGCGUCCGAGGCUUCUUCAAAGGCCUCUCCCCCAGCCUGGUGAAGGCCGCCUUGUCAACAGGCUUCACCUUUUUCUGGUAUGAGUUUUUCCUCAACAGCAUGCGUAGCCUCAAAGAGAGACAGAGAACAAACGGCCUCCAGGAAAGAUGAUGAAGGGAAUAACGAAGCACCAGCACAAUCACGCACACCAUCAACAGACCUCUGCCUUCUUCUUUUCCUACUUUACAUAUUUAUAUAUACUGGGUUGAUGUUCGGUGGUGAUUUUUAUUGUGUUUACAUGUCGGGAUGGGAAAACCUCAUUGUGUUUGUGCUGCCAUUACACCUCAUGUUUAUCCUGACAUUAUUAUUUUUUUAAUGUAUUCAACAUUUGAGGUGUCUAAGAGGAAUGGAUGCUUGCUUUUAAAAUCUAAAAAAAACACUUUAACAUUUUAUGGUCAAAGUGAACUUUGCACAUUUUAAGCUCUAACUUUUAUUCAUAACUUUAACUUCCAUUGAUGACUCCCAUUUUAUUGACGUCAAGCCAUUGAACUGGAAGUUAGCAACAUUGCUUUGAUUGUGUGGUCAUAUGCGCUCAUAAAAAACACGAGUGCUUGUGUAAUAUUUAUUUUAUUAUGCACUAUGAUGGAAAAAAACAGCAUCUUGUCGAGUAUUGUUUGUUAAAGCAGCUGUGGUUGUGCCUACAUGCCUGUACAACACUUUCAGGUCAUUGUUUUUUUUUGUAAUAAAAGCUUUUAUAAUGAC